UAUACAAUACAGUACACAACAAUAUUGUAUAACAAAGGGGAUAUCCGAGGAAGAUAGUGUAAAACGUUACAGUUUUAAAAAUUAGUUUCUUCAUGCUUCAGAUUUUAAUACCAUAUGUUUAUAUAAUUAAGUAAUGUUUCAGUUUUCCACUAGUAUAAAUACUAUGUUACAUUGUACAAAGUCAAUCAUUGUGCUUUUUGUUGAAGACCUUUGCGCAUUAAGGUUAAAAGUGUGAGACAAAAAACAGUUGUGAAACGAAUACAUAUAUACAAUGUCUCAAGAAUGUGUUAGUAUUUUUUUUGAUGAAAUGGAUCAUGAAUUUGAAAGCUUAUCCAUUGAUACAAUUGAACUUUUCAACGUUUGUGAUGAAAUAGAAAGAAAUGUUUUAAAUCACCCAUUUUAUGAUCAAAGAAUGAUGGUGCUAUGUGAUGAAUUCGAUGGGAAACUGGUUGAUCAAAUGGGUCGUGGAACCAAAAGGAAAGCUGUUGAUAUUUACUCUGCUGACAUCAAAAGAAGAAAAUCUGGAUCGAACAUGCAUCUUUCACGGUCUUCACAAGAGCAAUCAACAUCGAAUGAAGAUGGGUUGGAAGAGAGAGGUUUGUCGAAUAAUUUUAUUGCUGAGCAUAGUAGGAACGACGUGGGCGCAGCACGCGGAUAAUCAAUUUCCUGGACAAGAUCAACCUAAUGAAGGUGAGCAACAGUCUCGUGAUGCUGGUACCGAUCUGGAGUUCAGCUACCACGACCAUGACCAAAUGACACGAUAUCUACGAGCAGUAUCUACUCGUCAUCCUUCUCUUACAGCGCUCUACUCUAUCGGAAAAUCUGUGCAAGGGCGUGAACUGUGGGUGAUGGUAGUAUCAGCUUCACCAUACGAGCACAUGAUCGGCAAGCCCGACGUUAAGUACGUAGCAAACAUACACGGAAACGAAGUUGUUGGAAGGGAGUUACUAUUGCAUUUAAUUCAGUACCUAGUGACGUCCUACGAGAGCGAUUCAUACAUAAAAUGGUUAUUAGACAAUACACGUAUUCACCUCAUGCCAUCAAUGAAUCCGGACGGGUACUCAAUCUCGCGAGAGGGACAAUGCGACACCAUUCUUGGCAGGGCCAAUGCUCGUCGAUAUGAUUUGAACAGAAACUUUCCUGACUUCUUUAAAGCAAAUACCAAGCAACCCCAGCCUGAAACUGAAGCAGUAAAGGAAUGGAUUAGUAAGAUACAGUUUGUGCUCUCUGGAUCUCUACACGGAGGAGCCCUGGUUGCCUCCUAUCCAUUUGAUAACACGCCCAGCUCUACUUCCUGUUUUCCAUGCUGCCUCAUAGGGAUAUGCAGGUCCUCCGUAUUGUGUUCAGUGUUCCAAAGCUACGCACACUCUCCCUCAAUCGCUCCCGACGAUGAUGUAUUCCGUCACCUGGCGCUCGUCUACUCCAACAACCACGCCAAAAUGUCACGUGGAGUUUCAUGCAGGAGCGAGAUACCGAGGUUCGAAAAGGGCAUCACCAAUGGAGCUGCAUGGUAUCCCCUGACCGGAGGAAUGCAAGAUUAUAACUAUUUGUGGCACGGCUGCAUGGAAAUCACAUUGGAGAUAUCUUGUUGUAAAUAUCCACCUGCACAUGAACUAGCGAAGUAUUGGCAGGAUAAUAGACAGUCACUGAUAAAAUACUUGGCGGAGGCUCACCGCGGUGCCCACGGAUUCGUUAUGGAUGAUAGCGGUAACCCCGUGGAGAGUGCCGCCAUUCGCGUUAAAGGACGUGAGGUCACAUACCACACAACUAAAUACGGAGAGUUCUGGCGUAUUCUACUACCAGGAACCUAUAAAUUGGAGGUCUCCGCGGAAGGAUAUUUACCACAAGAAGUAGAGUUCUUUGUGAUUGAAACUCACCCAACACUUUUAAAUGUUACCCUUCAUUCGGCGAAACGAAUCGAUGGAGGUCCAUAUUACCGACCUGCUGGACCACCAAGACCGCCACCUUCUCCAACGCAGUCCCCUGGAAUCUUCUCUACAUUUACUUCCUCAAUUAAUAAUUUUGUCUCAAGUAUAUUUGGAUAGUAAAUAAUAGAAAAGCAUUAUUGUAUUACCUACCGACUAGAGUAGACUUAAAAUAAUUUACAUGUUAAUUUAAAUAAGACGGUCCGCAUUUUAUUAUGUUAAUGUAUUUUAUUGUUUAUUUUUUGUUACAACCACAGAAUAAACAAUAUUUGGUACUAUCAACUUUUUACAGAUUUAAUGUAAAAUACGUAUUUAAAGUACACUCAAAUCCUUUUGUCACUUUUCUUGCAGGUUUAAAUUAAUGCACAAAAAUAACAAAAAAAUACUUUCGAUCUCUAUGUUUGCUUGUAAGAUGAUGUUUAGACAUACUUAGUCGUAUGAGAAAAAAUAUUUUAAAAUUAUUAAAAAAUUUACAAAUAAAUAAGAAAAGAUUAAAACAGUUUUGGUAAUAAGAAUAGUUGUAUAUAAAGUUGAAUUAACUGCUUAAGAUUCCUAGUUUAUUAUUUAUUAUGGCUAGAUAUGUAUUAUGUACCAUAAUAGUAAGGAAAAGUUAAACGCAUAGAUUUGUUGGUUAUAUUUUGCCGAAUAGUAUUGACGCUUUAAUUCUAUAAAAUAAUAAUUCGAUAAGUCGAGUUUUACUAACUCUAUAGUUCUUCUCUAUAUAUUGUAACUUUUAAGCUUUAUGCCUAUUUAUUAAGGGACCAUACAUAUGUUAGCAAAUCAUAGAUCAAAUAAAUAAAUUAUU
Messenger RNA from Pieris brassicae (large cabbage white), 2730 nucleotides. RefSeq names its product carboxypeptidase D-like. Lineage: Eukaryota; Metazoa; Arthropoda; Insecta; Lepidoptera; Pieridae. The transcript has 13 exons. Bases 429 to 2045 code for a protein of 538 amino acids. The record is from RefSeq and is a predicted model, not a curated record. Gene Ontology annotation, molecular function: metallocarboxypeptidase activity; zinc ion binding. Gene Ontology annotation, cellular component: cell surface. Gene Ontology annotation, biological process: proteolysis.